Molecule: messenger RNA, 2831 nt
Organism: Tupaia belangeri chinensis (Chinese tree shrew)
Lineage: Eukaryota; Metazoa; Chordata; Mammalia; Scandentia; Tupaiidae
Gene: LRRC59
Product: leucine rich repeat containing 59
Exons: 7
Coding region: 219-1142 (307 amino acids)
Cellular component (GO): cytoplasm
Molecular function (GO): protein binding
Source: RefSeq, a predicted model, not a curated record
GCGGAAGGUGACGUGGACACGGAAGUGGUCGUCGUCGCGGCGGCACCGGUGGGAGCAGGGCGCGGGGCUCGGAGUGCGGCCAGCGGUCGGACGGGCGGCGGCGGAGGGCUCCAGCGUCGUCGGUUGGGGGAGAGUCCGCUGAGCCGACGAGCGCUUUCCAGCUCCUUUCUCCUGCCCAUCGGUACCCCGGAGCCGGGGCCCGCGCAGCCGGCGUCACCAUGACCAAGGCCGGUAACAAGGGCGGGAACCUCCGCGACAAGCUGGACGGCAACGAGCUGGACCUGAGCCUCAGCGACCUGAACGAAGUCCCCGUCAAGGAACUGGCUACCCUUCCAAAGGCCACCAUACUGGAUCUGUCCUGCAAUAAACUGACUACUCUACCGUCGGAUUUCUGUGGCCUCACACACCUCGUGAAGCUUGACCUAAGUAAGAACAAGCUACAACAGCUGCCUGCAGAUUUUGGCCGUCUGGUCAACCUCCAGCACCUGGAUCUUCUCAACAACAGGCUGGUCACCCUGCCUGUCAGCUUUGCCCAGCUCAAGAACCUGAAGUGGCUGGACCUGAAGGAUAACCCCCUGGACCCCGUCCUGGCCAAAGUGGCAGGCGAUUGCUUGGAUGAGAAGCAAUGUAAGCAGUGUGCAAACAAGGUGUUACAACACAUGAAAGCAGUGCAGGCGGAUCAGGAGCGAGAGAGGCAGCGGCGGCUGGAAGUGGAACGAGAGGCAGAGAAGAAGCGUGAGGCCAAGCAGCGGGCUAAAGAAGCUCAGGAGCGGGAAGUGCGGAAGCGGGAGAAGGCGGAAGAGAAGGAGCGCCGGAGAAAGGAGUAUGAUGCUCUCAAAGCAUCCAAGCGGGAGCAGGAGAAGAAACCGAAGAAGGAAACAAAUCAGGCCCCGAAAUCUAAGUCUGGCUCCCGCCCCCGCAAGCCACCGCCCCGGAAGCACACUCGGUCCUGGGCUGUGCUGAAGCUGCUGCUGCUACUGCUGCUGUUCUGUGUGGCAGGUGGGCUGGUUGCUUGUCGGGUGACAGAGCUGCAGCAGCAGCCCCUCUGCACCAGCGUAAACACCAUCUACGACAAUGCAGUCCAAGGUCUGCGCCGCCACGAGAUCCUCCAGUGGGUCCUCCAGACCGACUCUCAGCAGUGAGCUUGUCCUCAGUACCUGCUGCCUCCCGGCCUUGGAGCUUGGAUUCCUAUGGAAUUGGGUUCUGCUGGACACAACCUCUUUUUAGCGUCAGACCUACCUGCCAUCAUCAAAUGGCUGCCGAUUGGUACUUGAGAUCUCCUCUUUGUAGGACUUCUUUGUUCCUUAGUCAGGGUUCCCUGGUGGAAUGAGGAGAAAGGGGAGGUGGUGGGAGACAGUUAACCUGCAUGCCUAAAGCAAUAGGCCUGGGGGUGGGGAGAGAGAAAACAUAGCCUUUUCUAGUUGUUAUACAAAGCUGUGUAAAGGCAAGGCUCAUUUCUACUAAAUGGUCAGCUGUCACUACACAUUUAUACUUUUGUAUGUCACCAACCCUUUCUUUCAUUCCUCCCUGGGUAACCAGGGCAGAUCAGGAGGCAGUAUGUUAUGGGGACUAGGGGACACCACACUCAGCAAAUCCAGCCUAAAUUGGGGGGUGGGAGGGGUGUACUAUUUUCUUAAGGACCUCAGAUAGUCAAGCAUUUUAGUGACCAUACAGAACCUCUGGCUGUGAAAGGGAAUUCAUGACCAUCCAGUCCAAUAUGACACUUGUGGAUGGAGAAACCGAGGCCCUCUCGUGACUUGUCUUGGGUCUCCCAGCUAGUUUGAGGCAGAACUAGACUCCAAUUCUGGUGUACAUUCUUCCCUUCACGUCAUUUUGCCUCCUUCAUGAUGUCCUGAAAGAACAGAAUUCACUCAUACUUCAGGGUAGACAGAUUUAUGACUCAAAUAGAAAUCUCAUGUCAUUAGGAUCUUGGGCAUCUCCUCAGGAGUCUGGCCCCAACUUACAUGGCUUUUAUAAAUGGGGACAGUCCAGGCUUCUCGCCUCCAUUUUAGAGCAUUAACUCCCUAAUUGCCAGUAAGCAAGAAGCAGGUCCCUGCCAAGCUACCUUGUCUAUGACAGCUCCGGCCCUGUUAGUACUAGAUGUGAUUAAAUACCUCAACGGCAACAUGAAAACUCUUGAGGUUUAGAAUAGUUUGAUUCUAGACCUGUAACUGAAAGGAAUGAAGGAAUGGAAACAGGAAAUGAGGGAAGCAAGCAGCGUCAUGUGCAUUAGCUGAUGACUAGCACAAAUACGGGCAGUGCUGUCCCGUCUCCCAUCUACCACAUUAAGCAUUUUCUUGCCUCAUCUUUUCACAACAGCUGGAUGAAGGGAUCAGAGACGACUGUCAUGGUGCUCAUUCAUGGAAAACUCCCAAUCGCAAGUUCCUUGCUUCUCCCUGGAGGGAGCAAGAGUCUAUUAUAGUUAGAGACAAGGAGGGCAGCAUCCAGCUUUUAGCCCUUCUGGCCCGUUUGGAUAGGGGCGGCCGCUCGUGACUGUCCUGAUACUGGAAGGAAGGCCUUUAUUCUCUUCUCCCCCGAUAGCUCUGCCACGUAGGUCCAUACCUUCCUCAGAAUCACUACACAUUCAUUUAGUCUUCAUCCAAGCUCCAGAGCCAUUGGUAUAAAUGCUUUAUUGAAACUAAAUACACAAUGUAUAACAGAUUAAGAUCGUACAGAAAUCAGCAUAGCCAUAGCCUGUUCCUUGGCUGGUUAAGGCAGCUCUGGCUGAGCCUCGUCAAGCCAACCCACAUGCUACAGUUCACCCAUGAAUUGGAGAUCAGAUGCUGAUUCUUUUGGAUUUUUACAAUGAUUAAAUACAUGUCUGAGUGGUC